ACCCCAAAAGCACAAGAAUUCUUUAGGAGGAGAACGGUUGAGUUUAUCCAUUUCUUUUUUGAAGACGGUUCCAUGUAUUGUACAUUUGGCAUAAGAUGAGAACUUUGUGAAAUAUUCUGCCCAACAGCCUAAGCGAUGACUACCCCAGCCCUGCUGCCCCUGUCUGGACGCAGGAUUCCACCUCUGAACCUGGGGCCGCCCUCCUUCCCGCAUCACAGGGCUACCUUGAGACUUUCCGAGAAGUUUAUUCUUCUCCUGAUCCUUAGUGCCUUCGUCACCCUGUGUUUUGGGGCAUUCUUCUUCCUUCCAGACUCUUCAAAACACAAACGCUUUGAUCUGGGUUUAGAAGAUGUGUUAAUUCCUCACGUAGAUGCUGGCAAAGGGGCUAAAAACCCUGGAGUCUUCCUGAUCCACGGACCUGAUGAACACAGACACAGGGAGGAAGAAGAACGUCUGAGAAAUAAAAUUCGAGCUGACCAUGAGAAGGCCCUGGAAGAAGCAAAAGAAAAAUUAAGAAAAUCAAGAGAGGAAAUCCGUGCAGAAAUUCAGACAGAGAAAAAUAAGGUAGUUCAAGAAAUGAAGACAAAAGAGAAUAAGCCACUGCCGCCAGUCCCUAUUCCAAACCUUAUAGGAAUCAAUGGUGGGGACCCAGAAGAUGAUGAUGUCAGAAAGAAGAGGGAAAAAAUUAAAGAGAUGAUGAAACAUGCCUGGGAUAACUAUAGGACAUAUGGAUGGGGACACAAUGAACUCAGACCUAUUGCCAGGAAAGGCCAUUCUACUAACAUAUUUGGAAGUUCACAGAUGGGUGCUACCAUAGUAGAUGCUUUGGAUACCCUUUUUAUCAUGGGACUUCAUGAUGAAUUUGUAGACGGGCAAAGAUGGAUUGAAGACAACCUUGAUUUCAGUGUGAAUUCGGAAGUGUCUGUGUUUGAAGUCAACAUUCGAUUUAUUGGAGGCCUCCUUGCAGCAUAUUACCUUUCAGGAGAAGAGAUAAGGUUUCUGCUUUCCCCUGGACUGGCUUUCAACUGCUCCUCAGAAUGGGGAGAUUCCACCUCUUCUCGUCAUCACCACCCUAAGUACCAGGUUUCCAUGAACCUUUGUGGAUUAUACUCAAAUUGUAUCCAAACUGUAGUGUGGGGUUUUGAGGAAAAGUUGG
Castor canadensis (American beaver) is the source of this 1156-nucleotide messenger RNA. Lineage: Eukaryota; Metazoa; Chordata; Mammalia; Rodentia; Castoridae. The record is from RefSeq and is a predicted model, not a curated record.